Molecule: messenger RNA, 831 nt
Organism: Dermacentor andersoni
Lineage: Eukaryota; Metazoa; Arthropoda; Arachnida; Ixodida; Ixodidae
Source: RefSeq, a predicted model, not a curated record
UAAUACCUAACGCAAUUUUAUCUCCGGAAUUCUCUUUAGAGACUUCGCUAAGGACUAUGCAUCGUUUCCAUGGUGGCAUCGUCGUUUUACUCAGCGUCAUAUUACAGCUGUCAAUCAUACAUCCGGACAAAGCAUGCAAUGUGCAACUCCCUCCUUUUGGGCCACGUCUAUUGCGAGCGAAAGCUAUGUUCGGAGAUGUUGCGCGGUCGUGCGCAAAAGAGAUACUAGCGUACAUGAAGAAUAUUCGAUCAGACAUGGUACGAAAGCUUAUCGCCCUCACCUGCAACCACUACAACUCAUGCAGGCACACAGCCCUGGAUGGUAACGUUCAGCCGGUUCUCGAAUGCUUUAUCACCGGAUUUGAUAAUAAGAGUUCACUCUUUUACAAACAUGUCAACGUUACUGAUGCCCUCCGUGUUACUACAGAGAAACUAGCAAACUGCACAUGGAAGACUAGCUUUUCUUCAAGAACAAUUACGGUCCAAGCCUUGGAUGAUUUUUUUACCGUAUCAAGACAAGGCAUACUGUCAUAUGGCUGGAAUUGAAAUCAGUCUCCAAGAUUUCAACCAUGACAGACUUGGCCUGCGUUCAACCUCUCUACGCCAAGGAGUGGUUUUCAUCCCAUGACCCUCUAUGUUGGUUGACUCGACGUGUCCUGACAAGGCCCUCUACCCGGGAUUAAGGGAGAAAGGGGCUGCCCGGAUUGUGGAGGGUAUGAGGAAGCCAGCGAGCCACCAUGUACAGACACAGCUUCUGUGAACGUUGCUGUAUUUUUUGUCUUGGAGCACAACGCUCACCCAUAAUGAUGUAUUAAACUUCGCUCAUUUUUUU